Xyrauchen texanus (razorback sucker) is the source of this 10985-nucleotide messenger RNA. RefSeq names its product solute carrier family 12 member 7b (gene slc12a7b). The transcript is spliced from 26 exons. Bases 92 to 3457 code for a protein of 1121 amino acids. NCBI's taxonomy places the organism in Eukaryota, Metazoa, Chordata, Actinopteri, Cypriniformes, Catostomidae. Gene Ontology annotation, cellular component: membrane. The record is from RefSeq and is a predicted model, not a curated record. Gene Ontology annotation, biological process: potassium ion homeostasis; cell volume homeostasis; chloride ion homeostasis. Gene Ontology annotation, molecular function: potassium:chloride symporter activity.
ACCACAGAGGGAGAGCCAGACAGACAGACGGAGGUCUGUUUGAGAUCAAAGGAGGAAUAGACGCUCUCACUGAGAGGCGCAUGGUGAGAAAAUGCCCACCAACUUCACUGUAGUCCCUGUGAAUGAUGGCAGAAAGUCCUCUCAGGAAGAUAUUGAUGACAACAACGUCCUGAGGGAAGAGGAUGAAGAAACUGUAGGUGAUGGAAACCCAAGGGAACACAGUCCGUUCAUCAAUAACACGGAUGAUAUUAAAGGAAGCCUCUACGAUGGGAAAAACAUGGCACUUUUUGAGGAAGAGAUGGACAGCAACCCCAUGGUGUCUUCACUCCUCAACAAGCUGGCAAACUACACAAACCUCACGCAGGGCGUCAGAGAGCACGAGGAGGCUGAUGAAGACGAGGGUGCCAAGAAAAAAACCGUUAAGAGUCCGCAGAUGGGGACGUUUAUCGGCGUGUACUUGCCCUGCCUGCAAAAUAUCCUGGGAGUGAUUCUCUUCUUGCGAAUGACAUGGAUCGUGGGGACCUCAGGAAUCUUAGAGUCCUUUAUCAUUGUGUCCAUGUGCUGUUCAUGUACAAUGUUGACAGCCAUAUCUAUGAGUGCCAUUGCUACAAACGGUGUUGUUCCAGCUGGAGGUUCUUACUACAUGAUCUCCAGGUCUCUGGGUCCAGAGUUUGGAGGUGCUGUGGGUCUGUGUUUCUAUCUGGGCACCACGUUCGCUGGGGCCAUGUACAUCCUCGGUACUAUCGAGAUUCUCUUGACGUACAUCGUGCCCAGCGCUGCCAUCUUUAAAGUGGAAGAGAAGGAGUAUGAAGCGGAUGCCAUGCUCAAUAACAUGCGUGUGUACGGCACAUGUUGUCUCGCGCUCAUGGCUCUGGUGGUGUUUGUGGGAGUGAAAUACGUGAACAAGCUCGCGCUGGUCUUCCUCGCCUGUGUCGUGCUGUCCAUCCUGUCCAUCUACGCUGGUGUCAUCAAAACCAUCUUUGAACCCCCGGUUUUUCCGGUCUGUUUGUUGGGCAACCGCACUCUCCAGAACCACGACUUUGACAAGUGCUUGAAGACAGAAAUAAUAGACAAUGUGACGAUGACAACAAAGCUCUGGUCGCUCUUCUGUAAAGGUCCGGAGCUCAAUGCCAGCUGUAAUGAGUACUUCACCAUUAAUAACGUCACAGAGAUACAGGGCAUUCCUGGCCUUACCAGUGGAGUUAUUUCAGAGAACAUGUGGGGAAGCUACGGGCCUGCUGGGAUGCUGGUGGAGAAGCCUCUGCCAUCAGUAGUGGCUGUCGACAGCUCACAGGACAUGUACAUGCCGUAUGUGGUCAAUGACAUCACCACAUUCUUCACACUACUGGUGGGAAUCUACUUCCCCUCUGUCACAGGUAUCAUGGCUGGAUCCAACAGAUCUGGAGAUCUGAGAGACGCUCAGCGGUCCAUUCCCAUCGGAACCAUUCUCGCCAUAGCCACCACCACCAUCAUCUAUCUUUCCUGCGUCGUGUUGUUUGGAGCCUGCAUCGAGGGUGUGGUGCUCCGAGACAAGUUUGGUGACUCUGUGAAAGGAAAUUUGGUGAUCGGCACGCUGUCCUGGCCUUCCCCGUGGGUGAUCGUGAUUGGCUCUUUCUUCUCCUGCUGUGGGGCGGGGCUUCAGAGUCUCACCGGCGCCCCCCGACUGCUGCAGGCCAUUGCCCGAGACGGCAUAGUGCCCUUCCUUGAGGUGUUUGGUCAUGGUAAAGCCAACGGUGAGCCGACCUGGGCUCUUCUGCUGACCGCUCUGAUCUGUGAGAGUGGAAUUCUUAUCGCCUCGCUUGAUGCUGUCGCUCCAAUCCUCUCAAUGUUCUUUCUGAUGUGUUAUUUGUUUGUGAAUCUGGCGUGUGCACUACAGACACUUCUGAGAACGCCAAACUGGAGACCACGCUUCAAAUACUACCACUGGGCUCUUUCAUUUCUUGGCAUGAGUUUGUGUCUCGCUCUGAUGUUCAUCUCAUCCUGGUAUUAUGCUCUGGUGGCCAUGCUGAUCGCUGGAUGCAUCUACAAAUACAUCGAAUACCGCGGGGCGGAGAAGGAAUGGGGCGACGGGAUCCGUGGUGUGUCCCUCAACGCCGCACGCUUUGCUCUUAUUCGAUUGGAGGAGGCGCCGCCGCACACAAAGAACUGGAGACCUCAGCUGCUGGUUCUGCUCAAUCUGGACUCUGAGCUGUCAGUCAGACACCCUCGUCUGCUGUCCUUCACAACACAGCUGAAAGCAGGAAAAGGUCUGACCAUCGUGGGCUCAGUUCUGGAGGGCACGUACCUGACUAAAGAGGCAGAGGCCAAGAGAGCAGAACAGAACAUCAAAUCAGCGAUGACUGCAGAGAAGACGAAAGGCUUUUGUCACGUUGUGGUGUCGUCAAACCUGCGUGACGGCAUCUCUCACCUCGUCCAAUCAGCCGGUCUUGGAGGAAUGAAGCACAACAGUGUUCUCAUGGCUUGGCCGGGAAACUGGAAACAGUCGAACGACCCGCAGUCCUGGAAAAGCUUCAUAGAAACCAUUCGAGAGACCACCGCGGCCCAUCAGGCUCUGCUGGUAGCAAAGAAUGUGGACAGUUUCCCUCAUCAAGAGCGUCUUACUGAAGGAACGAUUGAUGUGUGGUGGAUUGUUCAUGAUGGUGGGAUGUUGAUGCUGCUGCCGUUCUUAUUGCGACAGCACAAGGUGUGGAGGAAAUGCAAGAUGCGCAUUUUCACCGUUGCUCAGAUGGACGACAACAGUAUCCAGAUGAAGAAGGACCUGCAGAUGUUCCUUUAUCACCUGCGUUUGAAUGCUGAGGUGGAGGUCGUGGAGAUGCAUGACAGUGACAUCUCUGCGUUCACGUAUGAGAAGACGCUGGUGAUGGAGCAGCGCUCACAGAUGCUCAAACAGAUGCAGCUCUCGCGGACGGAGAGGGAAAGAGAGAUUCAAAGCAUCACCGACGAAUCGCGUAGCUCCAUUCGGAGGAAGCACCAGAGCGGGGCGCACAGCUCGGGCGUCAAUAACCAGAGCUCCCAACUAGAUGACGUUAAUCAAGAUGAGGCCCAGCUGAUCCACGACAGAAAUACGGCUUCUCACGCCACGCUAAACGACAAGGCCGAUGCGACGCCAUCGCGAGUCCACAUGACCUGGACCAAAGAGAAGUUCUUCACUGAACGCAAUCGUAACCGGGAGCCCUUUGCAAACAUGGCCAUACGGGACCUUUUCAACAUGAAACCAGAAUGGGAGAGUCUAAACCAGUCUAAUGUGCGUUGCAUGCACACGGCUGUGAAACUGAAUGAAGUGGUGGUCAACAAGUCGCAGGGGGCGCACCUCGUCCUCCUCAAUAUGCCUGGACCUCCGAGGAACCGGGGUGGCGAUGAAAACUACAUGGAGUUUCUAGAGGUUAUGAUGGAGGGCCUCAAUCGGGUCUUGUUAGUGCGCGGAGGUGGCCGUGAGGUCAUCACCAUAUAUUCAUAAAAUCGAGUGUGGCCCAACGCCCCACCGGCAAGAAAUUUGGUUGUUUUUUCACAGCAUAGCUGGGUGUCGUUGGAAAACCUAGUGGUCAGGUUUUUAUUGUGGGAUUACACCUGGCUGUGACGUUUUUGGCCUCGUGAAGAAAGCUCGCAUGAAGCACCAAUGAGAACUGAGAUUGAACAGACGAGCUGCUAGAAGACCACUGGCUCGAUUUAUAACGCAGACACUUUAAUUUAUGCUCACUGACUCUUUUAUUGUUUUAUUGUUCAUACAAUCUAUGCUAGGUUUUUAUGUCUGUUUGUUGUCUAACAUCUGCCUGUGGCAGUGUGCAUACAAACAUAAUCUGUUGUUGCUUUUUGUUUAGUUGGUUUUCGCAUCAUUUUGGUUUUACGAAGGCAUGUACAAUCCGACGUCAGUGUUUUUAGUGUGCGGAACAAUUUGCAGCACACAAUGUUUUAAUAGAUGCUUUCAAGUUUUUAAAACUCACACGUUUGAACGUUGCUUACAAAGCUAAUGCUUAAUAUCGAUUCAUCCGUAAACCGUCCAUCCACACGUCUCCAUUGUGACCCUGCGAUGUUUGUUUUUAUGCGUACGUUAGCCAACGUUGAAACCCAAACUAAUAUCCACCCUCAACGAGUCGCAAAUGCGCUUUUUCCCGCCAUAUAACCAAUCCAUAUCCGAGAUGCGAAAAGACGUGGUUCUUAUUCCGACAUCAAAGGAACGUUUGAGUUAGUCGCGCUUUUUCAAAUUUGCUCGUCAUUGGAAGCGGCUCAGCGUGCGGAUGUUGGUUGUGGUCAAAAUUGUCACGUUACUGAAUAGACGUUAUUAUAUGGUAUGUGCAAUAACUUUCGUUUAUCAUUAAGGCAUCUCUCGGCCUAACAUAACAUCAAGUUACCAAGGGUUUUUGUAUUAUAAUAGUUGAAUCGAAUAUUGACAACGUUUAAGGAUAAUAGCCAUAACAUUCGUCAGGCACUGGCACCAUUUUACGUUGCAAAUGUUUUGCUCCAACUUGGCAUAAACCACUGAAAUCAGCUACUUACUGUACCGGUAGGUUGAUUUCAGCUGUAUUUGCACUUUUGUCUGAAAAUUGUAUCAUGAAAGCAAAGCACAAAGCUAACAUGUCUACCAAUACUCUGGUUUGAUGUUUGGAAACCAGCACUUAACAUCGCACUUUCUAACCAAUAAAUGUGUUUUUCCUCAUAAACGGGAACUAAAUUCAGUGUCUGUAUUGAGGUGCAUAUGAUAUGCGAUGACAUCUGGUGGCGUCAAACGAGAACAACCCUUCGUGAAGUUGUUGGGUUGCCCAAUACUUGAGCGUUGACAAUCCUGAGGGCCUUGGUGCAACUAACUAUCAUUACUACUAGAGAAAUAUGUAAAUGUCACUCUGUAAUCUUUAGACACUAUAUACACUCUGCAAUCUUUCAGCAUGGAAUCAUGUUUGUAGACAUUGCUUAUAGGAAAUAUUGUAUUUAAAAUGAAAUGCGUCACGUAAAUUUUCUUACACUGCAUGCAUUUUAACCAGGCACAACGUGAUAAAGCAAAGCGUGUUAAAAACGUCUUCCACGUUAAAGAGUUUUCACACUGAAAAAGUAGUCGUAAAUCAACGAGCAGUGUUGUGUAAAUUACCCAGAAAUUACUGAUUACUUCUUUAAAAUUGUAAUCAGAUUACACUACUCAUCACUUAGUGGAAAGUAACCACAUUAAUAAUUACUUUAAAGUUACUUUCUAACAACUUUUCACAGAAAAGUUUGUUUUUCACCUCAACUAAUUCAAAAUAAUGUAUUUUUUCCUCCUCGUUCGUAGAAACGCGAACAGACAUACGAAUGAACGUAAUCCAUGUUUUAAAUGUAAUAAAUAUUAUUUUAGAAGUAUGUGUAACUGAAGUAAUAUACUUAAAAGUAACUAUCUGUAAUCUGAUUACACUAAUAUUUUUAUUUUAUUUAUUACACUACUUUUGACUGAAAAGUAACUGGAUUACAGUAACUACUGUAUAUAGUACUUUGUAAUCAGAUUACACUACUCAUCAUUUAAUGAAAGUAACCACAUUACUAAUUACAUUAAAGUUACUUUCUAACAACUUUUCGCAGAAAAGUUUGUUUUUCACCUCAACUAAUUCAAAAUAAUGUAUUUUUUCUCCUCGUUCGUAGAAACGCAAACAGACGUAUGAAUGAAUGUAAUCCAUGUUUUAAAUGUAAUCAUAAAUAUUAUUUUAGUAGCCCAAGUAAUGUACUUAAAAGUAACUAUCUGUAAUCUGAUUACACUAAUAUUUUUAAUUUAUUACACUACUUUUGACUGAAAAGUAAUUGGAAUACAGUAACUACUGUAUAUAGUACUUUGUAAUCAGAUUACACUACUCAUCAAUUAAUGGAAAGUAGCUAGAUUACUAAUUAAUUUAAAGUUACUUUCUGACAAGUUUUUCACCCAAAAUAAUUAAAAUAAUGUAUUUUUUCCUCGUUCGUAGAAACGCAAACUGGCGUACGAAUGAACGUAAUCCAUGUUUUAAAUGCAAUCGUAAAUAUUAUUUUUAAUAAUAUAAACAUUAUUACUUUGUGUAACUGAAGUAAUGUACUUAAAAGUAACUGUAAUCUGAUUACACUAAUUUAAAAUGUAAUUUAUUACACUACUUUUUGACUGAAAAUAGUUGGAUUACAGUUUACUUUGUAAUCAGAUUACACCCAAAACUGCCAAAUUGGCGAUUUCUGGCGACAUGAGCAUCUGUUGACGAUGCAAUAGUUCAACUUUAUGCAACGUCGAGCGACAAGACCAAAAUCCUACAUUUCGCUCCAAAUAUCUGUAUAUUAAACAGCAGAUUCGCUCAGAUUGACUGACUUUUUUGCAUUUUCGCUUUCAAUGUGGACAGACAAAUUACGCAAAGUCGCGCCGUGCCUGGUUAGAACACAGUGUACAUUAUUUAACAUGUACAUUAUGUAGAUUUAAAGUCCUCUUAAUCUGAUCAUUCAGAAUUAUAGGAAGAUGUGUGCCAAAAAUACAGGGAAAGAAACUGCAUAAGUUCAUACACCAUCAAUAUGUUUGUUGUCUGUUGUAAUACAAAUGUCACACUAGAAUCUUCCUACGUGGGCCAAUAAAAGCAAUAUAUAUGGUAUUGUAAUAAUGGCCAUUAGAAUGGCUCCAACUGGCUGAUAUUUCAUUGUGCAACAACUGUGCAAUAUGGAGAAGUCUUAAGAAUGCAAUAACAUCUCACGUUACCUAAAAACCAGAGCCCACCUCAGUGGAUUUACUUUAACAGUUUCUUUGAAACCCCCGUUAGCGGUGCAGUAUUUUGUUACCAGAACAAUGUAUUUUUUCUACAUUGUGUUGUCAUAGAGAAGACUGUUGUUAUUGAUAUGGUUACUUUAGCUCAUCUUAUUUUCUGUUGUUUCGGUCAUCACUGCACUGUGUUGAAUGUUGUGUUUCCCUUUAGAAGAUGUGGUGAACUUUAGGAAAAGUUGGGGAUAUUGUGUCUAUUUGUUUUUUAUUUUUUGUUAUGUGUUCAUUUUUAUGUGGUCCUUUCUUUUUCUCACUGAACAUGUUAGGGAUGCACCGACAUUUCGGCUGCCGAAAACUUUUGGUCGAAAAUGCUGUUUUCGGUUUUCAGCCGAAAGAGAAAAAAAGCCUAAAAUAGUUACUUUAAAAUCAAGUAUCAGAGACACUGACAUGAAGAAAAUGCAGCAUUUUAUGCCAAAAAUUUAAACAGCAGCUAAUGUUUAAAUAUAUAUUUAAUUCUACAUUUAAUUUAUGUAUAUAUAUAUAUAUGUUUUUCUGUGUGUAUUCAGAGGCCGUUUAGCUUGAGCUACCAUCACAUAUCAUGGUAAAAUAUCCCCACCUACUGUUUGAGCCGCACUAUAUUAGCGGGGUCAAACACAAGUCCAAUACAACACGCCGCAUAAAUGGGCAAUUUUGCACUUUUCGUCUGGAACUGGAUCAGUGAGUGACACUGUUUCCCCACUCACAAAAAUAUUGAUAAUAUGGAUGAUGGACAGAUUACAGGAAAAACUUUGUCUUGUAUUCAUAAGUUGGCUGCUUUUAUUAGCAUAUAUUUGCAUAUAUUUGCAUAUGUUAGGCACAAGUCAGUUUAUAUAUAUAUGGUAAAUGGUCAGGACUUAUAUAGCACCUUUUUAACCUUAGUGGUUAUCAAAGUGCUUUACACUGUGACUCAUUCACCCAUACACACACUCUCGUACUCACACACAAAUGACGGUAGAGCUAGCCUAGACGCUAGCCUGCCAUUGGGAGCAACUUGGGGUUCAGUGUCUUGCCCAAGGACACUUCGGCAUGUGGAGUCGUGUGGGCCGGGAAUCAAACCACCAACCCUGUGAUUAGUGGCCGACCCGCUCUACCACCUGAGCUACAGCCGCCCACAAUAUAUACUGUAUAUAUUAGUAUAUACAUAUAAGAUAUAUAUAUAUAUAUAUAUAUAUAUAUAUAUAUAUAUAUAUAUAUAUAUAUAUAUAUAUUCUGAACAUAAAGCGGUUUCAUUUUUCAACCCAGUGUCUCAAGAUGUUUCGGUUUUGGCCAAAAAUGUUCAUUUCGGUGCAUCACUAGAACAUGUAAUUCAUUCAAUAGUUUUCAGGCUGAGGUCUUUGUAAAUUGGGGACUGAGCGAGCUUUUUAAUCAAAAGGACCUGUAAAGGUUUUGGGAACUGAUUCAACAAAAACAUGCUGUGCAGCUUUUUAUUCUUUUGGACAUUUUUACUCACUAAAGAUACAAUAAGAUCUUUUUGUAAUCUGUGGUUAAACGAGUUGUUUAGAUUCAAAUGUAAAUAUCAGAAUAAAACGAGCUGGAAAGCAGAUGAUGAUGAUGAUGAUGAUGAUGAUGAUGAUGAUGAUGAUGACGACUAUGCCAGUUCCUUGUGUUGUGUGUUCAGCCUGAUCUCAUGAAAAUUACGUGACUGUGGCGACAUUGCAAAUGAUAUUACGUGGUUUAUUAAACGUAUAGCGGCAGAUCCGAGGUGAAAUGUCCACUGUGUGGUGCUAAAAGUGAGUUAAAUGUUCUCCUAAACAGAUGAGGUUUUUAAGGUUAAUCGAGUUUUAAAUCAACAAAACCGACUUCCUUAAACCUAACCGAUAGGGUCAGAAAAAGCAAAUGGAACCACGUCAUUUUGGGUUGCUUCUAUGACACUUUCAGCUCAUGUGUCGACUCGUGUGCUCUUCGGGACUCGUACCCCUUAACACUCCAUCAGUUGAGCAACUGCGCAUCUGAUCGCACUCGAACAAGCUUGUAAAUGUAGUUGAUUAUGUGAUGCAAACAUUAAAAUGUGUCAUGCACAAUAGUAAAAGUGUUUAGAUGUCAUAAGAUAACAUUGUGUGAGGAACAGGAUGAAAAGUAAGUGUUUAUUAACUGAUAAUCUGCAGAUCAUGAUUUGUGUGAAAGGGAAUAAAAAUCGUUGUUGUUGUAGCGCCUCAAGUGUAAAAUUCACCAGGAAACUGACGCAAUACAACGAGCCACGUAAAAUCGUUUCGGGAAAAAAAACAAUUGUAUAGUGACCUAUGAGACUAGCAACGUUUAAUAAUAUUCGAGCCCACACGGAAUCUGCGCACACAAAACUCAUUGUCAUAUAAUUGUUAUACUUGUAAUGCACAAAGUUCUAUGCAUAUUUAAUUUUGGCUCCAUUCAUUGCACCAUCUUCCAAGCUUCAAUGGAAGCAAAUCAAUAUUUCCUUUUACAAAGGAGUUAACAUGGUCAAUGUUACAAAUAUAUUUAUUUAAUUAGCGACCUACAAAUAGUGCAGAAUCUUCGAUAGAUUUCCCCCAUUUUACAUCAUAACAUUUCUUCGUUUUAAAUUGUUCAAUAUUGUAAAACUUUGUUUCAGACUUUUUGACCCCACUGCAGUGUUGGGUGUAAUCUGAUUACAAAGUAGUUAUUGUAAUCUGAUUAGUUUUUGGGUUAAAAUGUCGUUCAACACAUUACAAUUGAAAGUUUUGUAAUCCAAUCGCAUUUACUGACUUUAAGGUUACUUUUAAGUACUUUACUUGGGUUACAUGUAUUUCUAAAAUAAUGUUUACAUACAUUUAAAAGAUGGAUAAUGUUCAUAUGUACAUUUGUUAAUAUCGUUAAAAUAGAAAUAUAGUUUCCGUUGAACAAGGAGGAAAUAUAAACAUUAUUUUGAGCUAAAGGAAUUGAUUUAGAAAGUAACUUAAAAGUAAUGCAAUAAGUAAUGCGAUUCGUAUUCCCAUGAUGUAAUCAGUAAAUUCUCCGAUUAAGGUUUUUAGAAAAGUAGUUUGUAAUUUGUAGUGGAUUACUAUUUCAAGUAAUGUAGUGUAAUAUUUCAUUACAAUAUUUUGCCUAAUUUGAUUGUGUUCUGUAUCAACCCGAUCUCAUGAAAAGUCGAGUUGGUUAUUUUGAUUUUGUUCGCAUAAACUCGUACAACUUCAUCACGUGGAAAUUCCCGGAUGUCUAAGCGCGAGUUUCGCGCAUGAGGCGUUAAGGACAGCCCUUAUCUAAACUUAACCCACCAGUAGAGCGUGUAAACAUGAUAUCAAGCUGUUGUGUGUGACAGAAGCAAGUCAUUGUCGCGUAUUAGAUGGAAACAAUGUCCAGCGACGUCAUUGGCUGUAGGGAAAGUCGUGGGGAUUAAAACGAGAGCAGUCGCGCGACAUCAUACGAUUUAGCCAAAUUUAGAAAAGUCGAUUUCGGCCGUGAGAGCGUGCAGAAUUCGCCAUUUUUACCGUCUGGGUCUGAUCAUAGGUCACACAAUGUCAUCUACCUCACACUGGCUGUUGUGAUGGGUUUUACUCACGUGCAGUGUUAAACGUCAUCGGCCGUUUCAAAAUAGCAUCUGUUUAAAAGACCACAGGUGUGUGUGUGUGUGUGUGUGUGUGUGUGUGUGUGUGUGUGUGUGUGUGUGUGUGUGUGUGUGUGUGUGUGUGUGUGUGUGUGUGUGUGUGUGUGUGUCUCAGUCUCAGUAUAUUGUGAGUGUCUGUCUGCGUGAAAGCGUCUUCACCCAUUGGCUGCUCUCAGACCGGGUUCCUCUGCUCUGAUGUUUGUUAAAGAGGUAAAACUGAUCUAGAAUCUGCCCUAUCAGAAGUACCUGUGGAAAUAUCCAAACCAAGUUCAUCUGUUCUGAUCCGUAACUGGCAUCCCAGACUGUGGUAGGCUGUUACUAGUGGGUGCAUGUAGUGAAAGGUCUCCCUUCAAGAUAAAUGUGUGCCUCUGAGUAAUUUAAAUAAAAGUGCUACUCGAUGUCAGAGCCUUUGAGUCUUUAUUGGUCUGUUGGUUAAUUCUACUUUCCUUAAGCAAUGAGAACUUCUUUGGUAAUGAUGCUGCAUAUAGAUUACAGUGUGACAUCAUUAUUAAAGAUAUAGACACUAGGUCAUGCCAAGGACCUUUAAGCCAAAUAAAAUGUAUUAAUUAUCUGUAAUAUAUUAUCUCCAUGAAUGUUUGUUUUGCAUAAAAUGUAGUGUAUCUUUUUACAUCUUAUUUUUGCUAUUAAUGUUUAGUUAAAAUCUGAACAGAAAGAGUCGAUUUAAUUAAAUGUAUUUGUAUAAUAAAUAUUGUUCAGCCGCUUUGAUGAGAAUAUGAUCUUACAAGUAAU